UCUGUGGUGGAUUGAGCGGGUCUGGGCGAGUUCCCAGAGGGCUGCGCGUCCCGGUUGCUCGGCGCUGUCAUGGCGGGCUUGCUGAAGAAGACCACUGGCCUUGUGGGAUUGGCUGUAUGUGAGAGUCCACACGAGAGGCUAAAAAUAUUGUAUACAAAGAUUCUUGAUGUUCUUGGACAAAUCCCUAAAAAUGCAGCAUAUAGAAAGUAUACAGAACAGAUUACAAAUGAGAAGCUGAGUAUGGUUAAAGCGGAACCAAAUGUUAAAAAACUAGAAGAGCAACUUCAGGGAGGCCAAAUAGAAGAGGUGAUUCUUCAGGCUGAAAAUGAACUAAGUCUGGCAAGAAAAAUGGUGCAAUGGAAACCAUGGGAGCCUUUAGUGGAAGAGCCUCUUGCCAACCAAUGGAAAUGGCCAAUAUAAGCAUCAUUAAAUGACUUGUGUGUUUAUGGGAAACUGAUGUAAUUAAAUAUUCUGUUAUAUUAAAAA
Messenger RNA from Balaenoptera ricei (Rice's whale), 486 nucleotides. RefSeq names its product NADH:ubiquinone oxidoreductase subunit A5 (gene NDUFA5). Lineage: Eukaryota; Metazoa; Chordata; Mammalia; Artiodactyla; Balaenopteridae. The record is from RefSeq and is a predicted model, not a curated record. The transcript has 5 exons. Gene Ontology annotation, biological process: respiratory electron transport chain. Bases 70 to 420 code for a protein of 116 amino acids.